This is a messenger RNA of Contarinia nasturtii (swede midge), 2623 nucleotides long. It is a transcript of the gene dbo, whose product is annotated as kelch-like protein diablo. Gene Ontology annotation, molecular function: protein binding. The transcript has 9 exons. NCBI's taxonomy places the organism in Eukaryota, Metazoa, Arthropoda, Insecta, Diptera, Cecidomyiidae. The record is from RefSeq and is a predicted model, not a curated record. Bases 158 to 1933 code for a protein of 591 amino acids.
AAAUGAAUUGAAAGUAUUCUAUUGCUGAGCGAAAACUACGAUAUUGUUAGUUUAGUGCAAAAGCUUUUGGACUAAUUGAUUUAACUACAUUUCAAAGAUUGAUACGGUGUGGAGUUGGGCAUCAGCCCCGCUGCGUUUAGCAGCUACAACAAACAGAAUGGGAGACACACUGAUUGACACACAACGACCACCAUCACCAGCUAGAUUAUCGCACACAUCCGAAAAGCAUCCGAAGGUUACGCUAACUGAAUUGAAUGUAUUGCGACGACAUCGUGAAUUGUGCGAUGUUGUGCUCAAUGUUGGUGGCCGAAAAAUAUUUGCACAUCGUGUUAUUUUAUCGGCAUGUAGCCCAUAUUUUCGGGCCAUGUUCACUGGCGAAUUGGAAGAAUCACGCCAAACCGAAGUAACAAUUCGUGAUAUUGAUGAAAAUGCAAUGGAAUUGUUAAUUGAUUUUUGUUAUACGUCACACAUCAUUGUUGAAGAAUCAAAUGUACAAACGUUAUUACCAGCCGCAUGUCUAUUGCAAUUGGCUGAAAUUCAAGAUAUUUGUUGUGAAUUUUUGAAACGUCAAUUAGAUCCCACCAAUUGUUUGGGCAUUCGUGCAUUUGCUGAUACCCAUUCAUGUCGUGAACUUUUACGCAUCGCCGAUAAAUUUACGCAACAUAAUUUCCAAGAGGUGGUUACCGAAAGCGAGGAAUUUCUUUUAUUGCCCGUUGGGCAACUAGUCGAUAUUAUUUGCAGUGAUGAACUAAAUGUUCGAUCGGAAGAGCAAGUUUUUAAUGCGGUCAUGGCAUGGCUUAAAUAUAAUGUAGCUGAUCGAAGACAACAUCUGGCAACAGUAUUACAACAUGUACGACUUCCAUUGCUCAGUCCAAAAUUUCUGGUUGGCACAGUUGGUUCGGAUUUGUUGGUUCGAUCGGAUGAAGCAUGUCGUGAUUUAGUUGAUGAAGCCAAAAAUUAUCUACUUUUACCACAAGAAAGACCACUGAUGCAAGGACCGAGAACAAGACCAAGAAAACCAACUAGACGCGGCGAAGUAUUAUUUGCUGUUGGUGGCUGGUGUUCGGGUGAUGCAAUUGCAUCGGUUGAACGAUUUGAUCCACAGACAAACGAUUGGAAAAUGGUAUCACCGAUGAGCAAGCGUCGAUGCGGUGUUGGUGUUGCAGUUUUAAAUGAUUUAUUAUAUGCAGUUGGCGGACAUGACGGCCAAAGCUAUUUGAACAGUAUUGAAAGAUAUGAUCCACAAACAAACCAAUGGUCAUGUGAUGUGGCUCCAACAACUUCGUGCAGAACUAGCGUGGGCGUUGCUGUUCUGGAUGGUUUUCUCUAUGCAGUUGGGGGCCAAGAUGGUGUUCAAUGUUUGAAUCACGUUGAACGAUAUGAUCCAAAAGAAAAUAAAUGGUCAAAGGUUGCCCCAAUGACGACUCGUCGAUUAGGUGUUGCUGUUGCUGUUUUAGGUGGUUACUUGUAUGCAAUUGGUGGUUCAGACGGCCAAUGCCCGUUAAAUACUGUUGAAAGAUAUGAUUCAAGGCAAAACAAAUGGUGUGCUGUUAGUCCCAUGUCAACUAGACGGAAACAUUUAGGCUGUGCCGUAUUUAAUAAUUACAUUUAUGCCGUGGGUGGUCGUGAUGAUUGUAUGGAAUUAUCGUCGGCUGAACGAUACAAUCCGCACACUAAUACAUGGAGCCCAAUUGUCGCAAUGACGUCCAGAAGGAGUGGAGUUGGAUUAGCGGUGGUUAAUGGCCAGCUGUAUGCAGUAGGUGGUUUCGAUGGUACGGCCUAUCUAAAGACUAUAGAAGUAUAUGAUCCCGAAACAAAUCAAUGGCGAUUGUGUGGAUGCAUGAACUAUCGUAGAUUAGGUGGAGGUGUGGGUGUAAUGCGAGCACCGCAGACAGAGAAUUAUAUGUGGAUACGUAAGGAUUCAGUUGUUUAAGAACACAUCUAUUGGCGAGAUCGAGGUCAAUAUGUAUAAAAAUUUAUCCUGGACACAAAUUGAAAAUGAAUAAUAUUGCUAUCAUUCUUACAAAAUUAACCGCAAGUAUAUGUGUUGUGCAUCUUAUUUGCAUGUCCAUCAAUUGUAUCACCACAAUAGUUGUUACAUCAUAUGGUGCAUUGGAACUUUAUUAGUCCACAUUCACCAUUUUGCAUUUGCACCAUCCGGCUACUAUACGACUAAAUUUGUAGGAUUACAGUCAUAUAUGCACCGUCAAACAUUUCAUACAGAAAUCAUACGCUGCGACCGGUUCGAUACGGCUUUAAAACGAUGAUUAUUAGCACAAUGUUGAAGAAAAGAUUUGAAGCAACAGCAGCACUUGUAUGUUAAAUACUAUAAUAAUUCAAUCAAAAUCAAAUAACUAGGUGACGCUAUAUUGCAAACUGAGUCAUACUGUAAAAAUUUCAAUUUAAACAAAAAAAAAAACACAUUUAUCAUUAUUAUUAUCAUUAUAAAUAUUAUUAUUAUUUUUAUUAUUAUCAUCAUUUUUUCUGUGUGGAUUAUGGUUCAUCUAGAAAAUAAAUGCUAAAAUAAAUGAUAGUUAAAUUAUACUCAUUCGUUCAAAGAAAAACCAAACUGUUUAAUUUAUGUAAUAAAUUUAACCGGAUACAUGUUUUUACAAUACUAAAA